GUUCUGCAAGUAUUGCGCUGUCCACCACAUUCGCUCACCGCCGUUUCACCCACAAUCGAAUGGCCAGGCAGAAAAGUUUGUCAAUACGUUCAACCGAUCUCACCAGAAGUCAAAAGGGAAGGGACGUAUAGAGGAGGUGAUUGACCGGUUCCUUUUCCUCUACCGAUUAACACCGAAUCCACAAGCGCCGGACGGGGUUUCUCCAGCACAAGCUAUGAUAAACCGGAAGCUUCACGUGCCUUUCGACGCCAUCCGACCGCGCUCAGAGCCCUCUGUUGAUGAAAGAAACCGCAGAAUGGAACAAUAUUUUAACCGACGGCAUGGAGCAAAGGAACGAUCGUUUGAACUUGGACAGACAGUGCUGGUACGCAACUAUCGGGAAGGCCACGCGAAAUGGACGCC
Messenger RNA from Dicrocoelium dendriticum, 402 nucleotides. NCBI's taxonomy places the organism in Eukaryota, Metazoa, Platyhelminthes, Trematoda, Plagiorchiida, Dicrocoeliidae. The record is from the annotation of a GenBank genome assembly.